GGCGGCGCGGGAUGCGGCCGCCGUGUAGCGGGAGCGGCCGCCGCCAUGGGCCGCGAGUCCAGGCAUUAUCGGAAGCGCUCCGCGUCCCGUGGGCGCUCCGGGAGCCGCUCCAGGAGUCGUUCCCCGUCGGACAAAAGGGGCAAACGUGAGGACAGGCGCUCCAGGAGCAGGGAUCGGGAUCGCAGGCGGGAGAGGUCCCGCAGCAGGGACAAGAGAAGGUCCCGAUCGCGGGACAGAAAGCGCCAAAGACGCUCGAGGAGCAGAGAAAGGGAACGGAGCCGAGAGAGAAGACGCUCCCGGAGCCGGGAGAGGAGGCGCUCGAGGAGCAGGAGUAGAGGGAGACGGUCUCGAUCCUCCAGUCCAAGCAAGAACAGGAAAACAGAGAACAGAUCAAGAUCUAAAGAAAAGACAGAAGGAGUAGAAGUUUCCAAAGAAAAGAAAAAAGACAAGGAUGACAAGGAAGAAGAGAAGGAUAAAGAUGCUACCACAAAUGCUGUGGCCACUGAGAAUUUUGAUCAGAACAAACUUGAAGAAGAAAUGAGAAAACGAAAGGAAAGGGUGGAGAAAUGGAGGGAAGAACAACGCAAGAAGGCAAUGGAAAACAUAGGAGAGCUGAAAAAAGAAAUUGAAGAGAUGAAGCAGGGGAAAAAAUGGAGUUUAGAAGAUGAUGAUGAUGAUGAAGAGGAAACUGCAGAAGGAGAAAAAGAAGGCAAUGAAGUUGAAGAUGAAGAGUUAGAUCCUUUGGAUGCUUAUAUGGAAGAAGUAAAAGAAGAGGUCAAAAAGUUCAAUAUGAGAAGUGUGAAAGGUGGAGGUGGGAGUGAAAAGAAGUCUGGACCAACUGUUACCAAGGUGGUAACCGUGGUGACAACCAAAAAGGCAGCUGCAGAGUCAGAAAAGAAGAAAGGGGAGCUCAUGGAGAAUGACCAAGAUGCAAUGGAGUAUUCCUCAGAGGAGGAGGAGGUGGAUCUUCAGACUGCCCUGACUGGCUAUCAGACCAAGCAGAGAAAGCUGCUGGAACCAGUGGAUCAUGGAAAGAUAGAAUAUGAACCUUUCAGGAAAAACUUCUACGUUGAAGUACCAGAACUGGCAAAAAUGACUCCAGAAGAGGUGAAUGUGUACAGGCUGGAGUUGGAGGGAAUUACAGUCAAGGGAAAAGGCUGCCCCAAACCAAUAAAAACCUGGGUACAGUGUGGUAUUUCCAUGAAGAUUCUCACUGCCCUCAAAAAACAUGGCUAUGAAAAGCCCACUCCCAUUCAGACCCAGGCUAUCCCAGCAAUCAUGAAUGGACGGGAUUUGAUUGGCAUUGCUAAAACAGGAAGUGGAAAAACCAUUGCAUUUCUGUUGCCCAUGUUCAGACACAUUAUGGAUCAGAGAGCAUUAGAAGAAGGAGAAGGUCCCAUAGCUGUCAUUAUGACACCCACUCGUGAGUUGGCUUUGCAGAUUACCAAGGAGUGCAAGAAGUUCUCAAAGACACUUGGGCUUCGAGUUGUCUGUGUUUAUGGAGGAACAGGAAUCAGUGAACAGAUAGCUGAACUCAAAAGAGGUGCUGAAAUUAUUGUUUGCACACCUGGACGUAUGAUUGACAUGUUAGCAGCUAACAAUGGUCGGGUGACAAACCUCCGUAGAGUCACGUACGUUGUGCUUGAUGAAGCAGACAGAAUGUUUGACAUGGGCUUUGAGCCUCAGGUUAUGCGCAUUGUAGACAACGUCAGGCCUGACCGUCAGACUGUCAUGUUCUCUGCUACCUUCCCCAGAGCUAUGGAGGCCCUGGCUCGGAGGAUCCUCAGUAAACCCAUUGAGGUGCAGGUUGGAGGCAGGAGUGUUGUCUGUUCUGAUGUGGAGCAGCACGUUAUUGUUAUAGAAGAGGAGAACAAGUUUCUGAAGUUGCUGGAGCUGCUGGGACACUAUCAGGAGAAAGGCUCCGUUAUCAUAUUCGUAGAUAAACAAGAACACGCUGAUGGGUUGUUGAAAGAUUUAAUGAGAGCCUCUUACCCUUGCUUGUCUCUUCAUGGAGGUAUUGAUCAGUAUGACAGGGACAGCAUCAUCAAUGAUUUCAAGAAUGGAACCUGCAAACUUCUGGUGGCCACAUCUGUCGCAGCAAGAGGUUUGGAUGUUAAACAGCUGAUGCUGGUGGUCAACUACAGCUGCCCCAACCAUUAUGAGGAUUAUGUGCACCGAGCAGGCCGCACCGGACGGGCUGGCAAUAAAGGCUAUGCAUACACAUUCAUUACUGAGGAUCAGGCACGGUAUGCUGGUGAUAUCAUUAAAGCUUUGGAAUUGUCCGGGAAUCCAAUUCCUCCUGAUUUGGAGAAGCUCUGGGCUGACUUCAAAGACCAGCAGAAGGCUGAGGGAAAGUUGAUCAAAAAAAGCAGUGGAUUCUCUGGCAAAGGCUUUAAAUUUGAUGAAACAGAACAAGCUUUGGCUAAUGAAAGAAAGAAGCUACAAAAAGCAGCUCUUGGCCUGCAGGAUUCAGAUGAUGAAGAUACAGCUGUUGAUAUUGAUGAACAAAUCGAGAGCAUGUUCAAUUCAAAGAAAAGAGUAAAAGACAUGGCAGCACCAGGAACUUCAAAUGCUCCAACACCAUCGGCUGGGAAUGCAGAAAAACUGGAAAUUGCUAAAAGAUUGGCUUUGAGAAUCAAUGCCCAGAAGAAUCUUGGGGCAGAGGCACAAGUAAUGGUCCCCUUCCACUUCAAGGAUGUGAUGCAGCAGGCUACAAAUGCUAUCCUGAGAGGAGGCACAAUUCAAGCUCCUACUGUGUCUGCCAAGACCAUUGCAGAGCAACUGGCUGAAAAAAUCAAUGCCAAGCUCAAUUACGUACCCAUAGAGAAGCAGGAAGAAGAAAAACAGGAUGGAGGACAAAAUGAAUCCUUUAAGAGAUAUGAAGAAGAAUUGGAGAUCAAUGACUUCCCACAGACUGCCAGAUGGAAAGUUACCUCCAAAGAAGCACUGCAGAGAAUCAGUGAAUAUUCUGAAGCUGCUAUUACAAUCAGGGGAACUUACUUCCCUCCAGGCAAAGAACCCAAGGAAGGAGAAAGAAAGAUUUAUUUGGCUAUAGAAAGUGCCAAUGAACUGGCUGUACAGAAAGCAAAGGCAGAAAUCACACGACUUAUAAAAGAGGAGCUCAUCAGAUUGCAAAAUUCUUACCAACCAACCAACAAAGGAAGAUACAAAGUUCUAUGAGUAUUUGGAGUUCUCUGUCUGUCAGCAGCUGAUAUUGACUAUCAUUGCAGUCAAUAAGCUACUGGGACAGGCAAGACCUUUCUUUUUGAGGUCUCAUCCCCAUAAGCAUUAGUAUUCGUGGUGGACAGUACUUGUCUGGAGAAGAAGCAGUAGCAAUUUGAAUUGUCUCAUUCUAGCAGCUGCAAGACUUUCAAGAUGAUGAUUUUCGAAAGGACUUUUGUAGAAAGCUUUUCUUAACUGACACAUGGAGAAGAAAUGUGUCAUUUUAAACCAGCUGUGUAUAUACUGCUUUAACCCUGGUGAAGACAAAUCAUACAAUCUGCAUCGUGGCUGUAUAAAUUCACAGCUUCUCUUUCCAGACUUCAGGUAAUUCAAGUGACUCUUUCUGCCUACAGCUGUCUGUAACCCUGUCAGUGCACCUUAUCUGCAAUAUAGGAAAGGAAAGGAAUGAUUAUACCAGCUUUACAGUCUACAUUUAGGAUGAGAACACCCCUAAUGUAGUACUUGCCAAUAUUAAUACAUGGAGUAGAGCAAGAGGAGCAGCACACACAGUAGCACUUCUCAAAACUUAAAAUAGAAAGCUCAAACUAAAGCCCUGUGAUGCCCUUUAGAUACAUCAGGUUUCCUUCCCUUAAGAGCUGGGGUUUGAUGUGUUUCAUACCACUUGUUCUUUGAAUUGUCUUAACUUUUAGACAGUGUCCCUUCCCAGAAGAGCGACAGAUUUUGGUGUAUUUAAUGAAGAGCACUUGCAAGUUUGGACAGCCUGACACUUCUUUAAAAAUCUUGUUUCAAAAUGUUCAUACAUAUAUUGGUAUCUCCUAAAAAAAGCAUGGUGGAGACAUUUUUGUUGAAUUUCAGAGAUGCAACAAUGUAUAAUCUUUAACUUCCUGGGGUUUUUAAAUGCAAUGUCAAUAUUCUUAUGUUUUUUAAAUUCCAGCAAAAAUAAAAAAUAAUUUCAAUGUA
Manacus vitellinus (golden-collared manakin) is the source of this 4143-nucleotide messenger RNA. It is a transcript of the gene DDX46, whose product is annotated as DEAD-box helicase 46. The transcript is spliced from 24 exons. The record is from RefSeq and is a predicted model, not a curated record. The coding region runs from base 46 to 3180 and encodes 1044 amino acids. Gene Ontology annotation, molecular function: ATP binding; RNA helicase activity; RNA binding. NCBI's taxonomy places the organism in Eukaryota, Metazoa, Chordata, Aves, Passeriformes, Pipridae.